Vanderwaltozyma polyspora DSM 70294 is the source of this 1881-nucleotide messenger RNA. RefSeq lists its product as uncharacterized. The coding region runs from base 1 to 1881 and encodes 626 amino acids. Gene Ontology annotation, molecular function: siderophore-iron transmembrane transporter activity. The transcript has a single exon. Lineage: Eukaryota; Fungi; Ascomycota; Saccharomycetes; Saccharomycetales; Saccharomycetaceae. Gene Ontology annotation, cellular component: endosome; vacuolar membrane. Gene Ontology annotation, biological process: intracellular iron ion homeostasis; transmembrane transport. The record is from RefSeq and is a predicted model, not a curated record.
AUGUCAGAUAUCAAAUACCAAGAAAACCUGAAAACUAAAACCUUUGAUGAGGAUGCCAAAAUUGAGUCAAUCUCCGUUCAUACCGACUCGGAGAAUAUUGUAACUAAUAUUGCAGCUCACAAUGCUCGAAUAUAUGUGAAAUAUUACUCUACUCCAUUAAGAGUCACUAUUCUAUAUUUUUCUUUAUUUCUACUUGCAUAUGCUUAUAACCUUCAUAAAGAUGUCAGAGGAACAUAUCAAACACUAGCAACUUCUUCUUAUUCAAAGCAUUCGUUGUUAGCAACUGUCCAAUGUAUCAAUCAAGUGAUCUCAGCAGCAGGUCAAAUAUGGUAUGCGAGAGCAUCAGAUAUCUUUGGAAGAACGCCUAUUUUGAUACUAUCUAUUCUAUUUUACUUUAUUGGAACAUUGAUAGAGUCACAAGCCACUGAUAUCUCUAAGUAUGCAGCAGGUUCCUGUAUAUAUGCAUUAGGCUAUGCUGGCUCAGUGUUAGUGACGCAAGUUUUAGUUUCAGAUUAUUCUACUUUAAAAUGGAGAUUAGUAAGCUCGACGGUAUUAUUUUUACCAAAUAUCAUCAAUACUUGGGUUGGUGGUAAUAUUACAGAAGAUGUUGGAAAUAGAUGGCAAUGGGGUUUUGGUAUGUGGGCAUUUAUCUUCCCAUUGGCUAGUAUACCGCUACUCUGCUGUUUAGCUCAUAUGAAAUAUCUAGCGAUCAAAAAUAAAGAGGACGUUAAGUUGACUAUUUCUAAACCCAGAUCUAUUUCUUGGGCAAGACAUUUGUAUGAUAUAUUCUUUUGGAAGCUAGAUAUGCUUGGUUUAAUUUUGUUAGUGGCAUUUUUUGCGUUAAUCUUAGUACCACUAACUUUAGCAAAAGGUUUGCAUGAAGGAUGGGGUUCUGCAAAGUUUAUUGUACCAGAAGUGUUAGGUUGGGCUUUGGCAUUACCUCUAUUUUUAACAUGGGAACUAAAGUUUGCAUCAAAUCCAAUUACACCUUUAGAUUUGAUCAAAGAUAGAGGUAUUUAUGGCGGUAUCGGUGUAUCACUUUUCUUAGAAUUUGUUUAUGACAUUGGGAGUACUUAUUUGUAUACAGUUCUAGUGGUUGCAGUUAAUGAGAGUACUAAAUCAGCCACCAGAAUAACCUCAUUGUUCACAUUUGUUUCUGUACUUACUGCGUUCUUUUUGGGUUUCGUUGUUGUUAAAGUUAGGAGAACUAAAGAAUUCAUUAUUUUUGGUAUAGCAAUGUGGUACAUAGCCUAUGGAUUAUUUGAACAUUAUCGUGGUGGUGCAGAAUCACAUGCUGGAAUUAUAGCUGCGGUCUGCGUUCAUGGUUUUGGUAACGGGUUUAUCAAGUUUCCAGUAAGAGUGUCUACUCAAGCCUCAGCAAAGACGCAUGAUAGAUUAGCCAUUGCCACUUCGUUGUAUCUGGCAGCCGGUGACAUAGGUAUGGCAUUUGGAUCUGCCACAGCAGGUGCAAUGUGGACUAAUAUUCUUCCAGCUCAGAUAGAUAUGGUUAUUCAAAAUAGUACACUUGCCAAAAUAGCAUAUGAAUCACCAAUCAAGUUUAUUAGAACACAUAAAUGGGAUUCUCCUGAAAGACAGGCUUUAGUAGUUGCUUAUAGGUACAUUCAAAGAUUAUUAAUGAUUGUUGCAUUGUGUUUGAUUAUUCCUUUGCUAUUGUCAUCAUUUUUCUUAAGAAACAGAGCAUUGACAGACACUGUAGCAUUUGAACAGACAGAUAUUCCAAAAGAGAGCGAUAGUUCAGAUCUCGAAAAUAGUAAGAUUGACAAUUUAGAAGAAGAUUCAGAAGAAGAUUCAUCGAAUGGUGAAAGUAAACCAAAGAAGAAAACCAUAUCAAGAUUUUUCCAUAAUAUAUUCCAUAAUUGA